This is a messenger RNA of Stegodyphus dumicola, 469 nucleotides long. RefSeq lists its product as uncharacterized. Lineage: Eukaryota; Metazoa; Arthropoda; Arachnida; Araneae; Eresidae. The record is from RefSeq and is a predicted model, not a curated record.
GUUAAAUGUUCAUUCUAAGAUAAAACUUUCUUAUCACGUUAAUGUAAAAGCUAAAUUUUCAGCGAUAAGCCGCUUAAGGCGUUUUGAAACCUGAGGAAACAUGUCUCAAGUUAAAGCCACAAUUACAUUAUUCGCGUUUCUGUGUUUUUUUGCAGCUGCAAAUGCUGCCAAAGAUAACAAAAAUCAGACGAUUAGUUGCGCAUUUGGAAACUAUUCCAUAUGCUACUCACAAAUAGCAUCACUUGGAGCUGAUUUUACAGCCAAAUAUGCUGAAUCAUUGAAGAAUGUAACAGAAGUAUGCAAAAAUGCUGAAGCUGCGAAACGUUGCAUAGAAUCAGUCCCUCAGAAAUGCAGUACCCAAUCCUUAGCUGCAGCCAAUGCUAAUGUUACUAAAUUGAUUACUAAUUUGUGCACGAAUAAGUCAAGGAGCCAAAACAGUAAGUAUAUUUGUUAAACAAAGCAAAAACAC